This is a messenger RNA of Malus domestica (apple), 2679 nucleotides long. RefSeq names its product G-type lectin S-receptor-like serine/threonine-protein kinase LECRK2. The record is from RefSeq and is a predicted model, not a curated record. Gene Ontology annotation, biological process: protein phosphorylation. Gene Ontology annotation, molecular function: protein serine/threonine kinase activity; ATP binding. NCBI's taxonomy places the organism in Eukaryota, Viridiplantae, Streptophyta, Magnoliopsida, Rosales, Rosaceae.
GAUCCUCUUAUUUAAUACGAAGAAAUCACAUCGUCAUCCAGCAGCUAAGUUUUUUAUUUCAUACUGAGGAUGAAAAAAAAAACAUUGCAAUUGAUUGAAACAGAGUCCCUCUGUAAUUUUGCCAUGGCUUGUCCACUGAUAAAUCUUCUCUUCUUCCUUUUAAUGUUUCUACCAUUUUCCACCCUAGCUCAAACUUCCAAAAACAUUUCUUUAGGCUCAUCCCUCACUGCACUAAAAGAUGGUGACUUAUCCUGGCCAUCACCAUCUGGUGAAUUUGCUUUCGGCUUUCGAGAAGUAGCAAAAGAUGGGUUCCUACUAGCCAUUUGGUUCGAUAAGAUACCAAAUCAAACUAUUGUCUGGUCAGCCAAUCGGGAUAAACUAGUGCCAAAGGGAUCCAAAGUGGAGCUUACGGCCGAUGGCGAGUUUAUUCUCAAUGAUGCAUCUGGCGAGCAAAUAUGGUCCGCUGAAUCUGCCGGUAGUGGAGUUGCCUAUGCAUCCAUGCUAAACACCGGAAAUUUUGUGCUGGUGAAUCGAAGUUCAUCCAAUGUGUGGGAAAGCUUUAGUCAUCCAACCGAUACAAUUCUACCCUCACAAACUCUAAAUCAGAAUGGCAUACUCUAUGCGCGCUACACGGCAACAAAUUACUCGACUGGUAGAUUCCUGUUUUCGCUAAAACCUGAUGGGAAUCUUGUACUUGCGACUACAAAGUUCCCACAAAAUACGCCCAAUGAAGAGUAUUGGUCGAUGGAAAAUCCAAAUAUUGGGUUUCAGGUCAUCUUCAACCAGUCUGGCCUUAUUUACGUCACAGCCAAGAAUGGAAGCUUACUCAGCACCAUAUCAUCCAAUAUGGUUUCAAUGAAAGAUUUUUACCAGAGAGCAACACUAGAGUAUAAUGGAGUAUUUAGGCACUAUGUUUACCCGAAAAACACCAGCUCGAGCUCUGGAAGAUGGAAUAUGACUUGGUCCACUUCCUCAUACGAACCUCCAAACAUCUGCACGUCGAUUAUGGAAUCUAGGGGCGGUGGUGCAUGUGGCUUUAACAGCUUUUGCACGAUUGAAGAUCAAGGACCGACUUGCCAGUGUCCAAAUGGUUACUCCUUUAUUGAUCCAGAGGAUGAGCGCAGAGGAUGCAAGCAAAACUUUGCUCCACAGAGUUGUGGUGAAACGUCAAAGGAGGAGACAGAUCUUUUCGAAUUUCAAGAGCUGAAAAACGCAAAUUGUUGGGGCGGAGACUACGCGCUUUUUGAGAGUGUAUCUGAGGAUUGGUGCCGACAAAAUUGCCUAGAUGAUUGUUUUUGUGCUGCGGCAGUUUACAACAGCGGUGGACAGUGUUGGAAGAAGAGACUCCCUUUCUCUAAUGGGGCAAUUGACCCCAGUAAUACUGGAAAAACUCUGAUAAAAGUUGGGAAACAAAAUUCGACUGUGAAAUGUGGUACCAACACAGAAAAGAAAGACCAUAAAACUUUGAUCCUUUUCGGAUCAGCCAUCCUGAGUGGCUCUGGGGUUCUAAACUUCCUCCUACCAUUGAUUACCUAUUUGGUUGUCUCGCGAUCCUAUUCGAGAAAAGCGAAGGUGAGUCAAACUCAUCCAGUCAUCUCUGGUGUGAAUUUGAAGCAUUUCACUUAUGAGGAGCUAAACAAUGCUACGAGCCAAUUCAAGGAAGAACUAGGACGCGGUGGUUCUGCAAUAGUUUUCAAAGGAGUUCUAGCCUCAGAUAAUGGGAAGAGCGUUGCUGUCAAAAGCUUAGACGCUAGGGUCGGAGAAAAUGAUUUGGAAUUCAAAGCGGAAGUAAGUGCUAUUGGCAGAACAAACCACAGAAAUUUAGUCCAGCUACUCGGAUUUUGUUACGAGGGAGAGCACCGAAUUCUUGUGUAUGAGUUUAUGAGCAACGGAUCUUUAGCAGGUGUCCUCUUUGGAGAGUCGAUGCCAAACUGGUACCAAAGGAGGCAAAUCGCCUUGGAAAUUGCAAGAGGGCUGUUGUAUUUGCACGAGGAAAGUAGCAGCCAAAUCAUACAUUGCGACAUCAAGCCUCAAAACAUUCUUCUUGAUGACUCUCUCACUGCAAAAAUUUCUGACUUCGGUUUAGCAAAGCUUUUGAGAAUCGACCAGACUCUAACCAUGACCAGAAUCAGGGGAACAAAAGGUUAUGUGGCCCCUGAAUGGUUCAAAAGGUUGCCUAUCACGGCCAAGGUUGAUAUUUACAGUUACGGAAUUCUGUUGUUAGAGAUUAUUUUCUGCAGGAAGCAUUUCGAGGCAGCGGCUGAGGAUGAAGGUCCAACGAUAUUAGCUGAUUGGGCGUACGAUUGCUAUAAGCAGAAUCAGCUGCACCAGCUAUUCAAGAAUAACGAUGAGGCAAUGCAUGACAUGAAGAUGGUGGAGAAGUAUGUGAUGAUUGCAAUAUGGUGCAUUCAGGAGGAUCCAUCGCUUAGACCUAACAUGAAGAAAGUCACAUUGAUGCUCGAAGGAACCGUCGAAGUCUCAGCUCCACCCGAUCCAUCUUCUUUCAUAAGUUCAAUACUUUAAGUUCUUCCAAUAAUAAUCCCAUUUCUUUUGUAUAUCAUAAGUUUGUGUAUUUUUCAUUUUCAAGUACUCUUUGCUCUUAACGUACUGUAUGGUAUUGAAUGUACAUAAUUCUCUUAAAAUAUCCGAAUAAAUAGAGGAAUUAUCAGUUGUAUAAAA